AUGGCCGACAGACUGGUGAUUCCGAACAGUUUGCGUCAACGAAUACUCAAGCAACUUCACCGAGGGCACCCUGGCAUCGAAAGGAUGAAAGCUGUGUCCCGAAGCUACGUGUUCUGGCCCAAAAUCGAUGAAUGCAUCACGGAGUACAUCAAACGUUGCAGCAGCUGUGCCAUACAUCCCAAAUCCCCAUCGAAGGUAUCACCUCAGCCGUGGCCAGCAACCAAACAUUCCUGGGAACGAAUUCAUCUCGAUUUCGCUGGUCCAUUCUUCAACCAACAUUUCCUGAUUGUCAUCGAUGCCCACUCAAAAUGGCCCGAAAUCAAAGCGGUCCGUUCUCCCACAACGUUGGCGGUCAUCGAGUCCCUGAACGAGCUGUUCUCAAGGUGUGGCGUUCCAGAAACAAUCGUAACUGACAACGGAACGCAAUUCACAUCCGAAAAGUUCGCUGCUCUCUGCAAUUUCAAUGGUAUCCAACACCUGCGAACUGCACCAUACCAUCCUCAAUCAAACGGGCAAGCAGAAAGGUUUGUCGACACGAUGAAGCGCUCCAAGCUCAAAAUCAAGGAAGGCAAGGGUGGAGACAUUGCAAAAAUUCUUCAAACUUUUCUGCAAACCUAUCGCUCCACUCCCAGUCGGAUUCUCAAAGGGAAAUCUCCGGCAGAACUGAUGAUCGGAAGGAAAAUGCGUACUACACUGGAUUUACUACUCAAGCCGCAGUCAAACCUCAGUGAAGGUACGUUUCCCUCCCGACGUUUCACGGUUAAUGACGAGGUUUACGCCAAAAUUCACGAAGCCAACAGCUGGAAAUGGGGGUUUCUGGACAUGUGA
Uranotaenia lowii is the source of this 828-nucleotide messenger RNA. RefSeq lists its product as uncharacterized. NCBI's taxonomy places the organism in Eukaryota, Metazoa, Arthropoda, Insecta, Diptera, Culicidae. The transcript has a single exon. The coding region runs from base 1 to 828 and encodes 275 amino acids. Gene Ontology annotation, biological process: DNA integration. The record is from RefSeq and is a predicted model, not a curated record. Gene Ontology annotation, molecular function: nucleic acid binding.